Messenger RNA from Crotalus tigris (Tiger rattlesnake), 3689 nucleotides. It is a transcript of the gene TRPS1, whose product is annotated as transcriptional repressor GATA binding 1. The transcript has 6 exons. Gene Ontology annotation, biological process: regulation of transcription by RNA polymerase II. Gene Ontology annotation, molecular function: DNA-binding transcription factor activity; RNA polymerase II transcription regulatory region sequence-specific DNA binding. Gene Ontology annotation, cellular component: nucleus. The record is from RefSeq and is a predicted model, not a curated record. NCBI's taxonomy places the organism in Eukaryota, Metazoa, Chordata, Lepidosauria, Squamata, Viperidae. Bases 849 to 3674 code for a protein of 941 amino acids.
UAAGGCCGUCCGCGGACACAGGGGGAUGCCUGCACUGUCUCUUUAAGGGCUCUCCGGCUGGGGUGGCGCUUUCUCUCGCUCGCUCAGGCUCCCUUUGAUAUUAAUAGUGUUGGUAUCUUGAAACUGACGUCAUGGUCGAAGACGGAGGUCCUGACAAGCGAUAACACUUGUGAUAAAGCGCGGAGCUCGGGCGCAGCCUCCCUUUCGGGCGCUUGUUUGUUCCACGCCGAGCCCGGCGCUUCCCCACUCUUUCCUAAGCAGAGCCGGGUCCCCCCUCGCGCUUCCCCCUGGCUCUCCCCCCCAUCCGCAAGGGGCGAGGAGGAAGAGGAGGAGGAGGAGGAAGGGGAGCCGGGAAGGUAGACCUUUCUUGUCUCUCCCCUCCCUCCCCCUCAGCUCCUUAACCCUUUCUUCUUCUUCCUCCUCCUCCUCCUUUCCUCCUCCUCUCUCUCCUCCUUCCUUCCUUCCCUCUCUCCCCCCUCCUCCCUCCCCACCUCUUCCAAAAUAAUCCAAGAUCAACUCUUGUUGCAAACAACAGAAAGACGGUUCAUGGCGCAAGCGACGGUGCCACCAUCUUUCCAGGCGCUGCGACCAUUAUUGCUCGUAUUAUUGCUGAUUAAUCAACAGGACUUAAUCUGAACCAAAAUUUCUUCCCUGGAAUUUGAUUCGGUGCCAGAUUUCAAUCUUGGAAAUAUUUAUCACGGAGAGUUACUAUGUGCAGAUCAGCUCUCAGAAUGUCUUCUAUGUCUGCUGUGUAUCUCCUAAGCCAGUUGUGUUAGCCUUCCAGCUAAUUGACUAAUAGAAUUAAUAACUGUAAAAACAAAACACAACAAAAAGCAUUGUAGAGCCACAUGCCUUAUGAAGUCAAUGCUGGGUAUGAUUUUACAAAUAUGGUCCGGAAAAAGAAUCCCCCUCUAAGAAACGUUAGAGAAGGAGAAACAGAGACCUUUCAAUCGCCAGGUACAGAAAGUGACAAUACUGAAAGAAAAGAAGAAUUUUCUGCCGGUCAGAUGCAAGACAACACUGAGUCGGGUGAGGCUGUGGAGCAAAAUGAUGAGGAGUUUUGCACGCAUGUCCCAGAGCCAUCUCCCAGCUCUAAAAAGGACUUGAAAAGCUCUACAACGAGUGAAAAGGCUGGCUUCAAUUAUGAAAGCCACAAUAAGGGAGGAAAUGUUCCAUCCUUCCCUCAUGAUGAGAUGACAGACAGAAAUAUGCCGGCCUUCUCAUCUCCAGCUGUUGGGGGAAUCUCUGAAUCCUUGAAGUGUCCCCACAGAUCAGAUGCAGAUGACACCCAAGAUGUGGCCUGCAACCUGUCAGUAGAUCUGACAGACAAAAGUGAAGAGAUUCGCAUGUCACCAAAAUCUAUUGAUGAAACAAUGCAUGUGCAAAGUGGUCAAGCUGAGGGCCGCAGUUCAAGCCCAGCCUCGGUGGCCUCAAAAAACCCACAAGUGCCUUCAGAUGGGGACUUAAGGCCAAUCAAAUUGAAAGCAGAUUUGACGGCAAAUGAGAACCCAGAUACGGCGCCUCUGUCUCCAGAGCUUCAGGACUUCAAAUGCAACAUCUGUGGCUAUGGUUACUAUGGGAACGACCCCACAGAUCUUAUAAAACACUUCCGCAAGUACCACCUUGGGCUACACAACCGCACCAGGCAGGAUGCUGAGCUCGACACUAAAAUUUUAGCUCUCCACAAUAUGGUGCAGUUCAGCCAUUCCAAAGACUUCCAGAAAGUCAACUGUUCUGUGCUAUCAGGGGUUCUGCAGGACAUCAGUUCUCAAAGGCCUGUUUUGCUAAACGGGACUUACGAUGUGCAGGUAACCUUAGGUGGGACCUUUAUUGGCAUUGGACGCAAAACUCCAGAUUGCCAAGGGAACACCAAAUAUUUCCGCUGCAAGUUCUGCAAUUUCACCUACAUGGGCAAUUCUUCAACUGAGUUGGAACAGCACUUCUUGCAGACCCAUCCAAACAAGAUCAAGGCCUCCCUUCCUGUCUCUGAAGGCAGCAAAGCCACAGACAGAAACUCGAACAAGUCCAGUCCUACUGUUCGAUUGGGUGAGAUGGGAGAUUUGGGGAAGUGGCAGGACAAGAUCACCAUCAGAUGUGGAGAUGACACUCCAGUUGGCUAUUCGGUGCCCAUCAAGCCCCUUGAAUCCUCAAGACAAAACGGUACGGAUGCCUCCAGUUACUACUGGUGCAAAUUCUGCAGCUUUAGUUGUGAAUCCUCCAGCUCUCUCAAACUAUUAGAACAUUACAGCAAGCACCAUGGGGGGAACCAGGCAGGGGGCCCUCACCCAGAUCGGAAUGACAAGCUCUCAAGGGGGUCAGUCAUUAAUCACAAUGACGUAACCAAAAAUGCAGAUGAAGAGUUAGCAACAAAGAGCGAGAAGGGCUCUAGCAUGGCCAAAAAGAAAGACUUUUCCAGCUCAGGAGUGGAGGACCACGUGGUGACAAGCUACAAUUGUCAGUUUUGUGAUUUUAGGUACUCAAAGAGCCAUGGCCCAAAUGUAAUAGUGGUGGGACCUCUUCUUCGUCAUUAUCAGCAGCUACACAACAUUCAUAAAUGUACUAUUAAGCACUGUCAGUUUUGUCCCCGAGGCCUCUGUAGUCCAGAAAAGCACCUUGGAGAAAUUACUUAUCCUUUUGCUUGCAGGAAAAGUAAUUGUUCCCAUUGUGCUCUCUUGCUCUUGCACUUGUCCCCUGGGAUGCCAGGAGGCACCAGAGUCAAGCAUCAGUGUCACCAGUGCUCUUUCUCCACCCCUGAUGUAGACGUUCUCCUGCUUCAUUAUGAAACCACACACGAAGCCCAGGUGUCUGAAGUCAAGCAAGAAGCAAAUACCCUGCAAGGGGGGGAUGGACCACUGACUGUCAAAGAAAGCAAAGAACACUCGUGUACCAAAUGUGACUUUGUCACUCAGGUAGAGGAGGACAUUUCUCGACACUACAGGAGAGUCCAUAAUUGUUAUAAAUGCCGUCAGUGCAGCUUUACAGCGCUUGAUACACAGUCCUUACUGGAACACUUCAACACUGUGCACUGUCAAGAAAUGGACAUCACCACAGCCAAUGGGGAAGAUAGCCAUGGGAUGGUGGCUGCUCUCAAGGAAGAAUCCAAAAUUGAUCUGAAGGUUUAUAACCUGAUCAGUUCGGAUCCAAAAGUGGGGGACCCCAUCUUGGAGAGUGUAGUGAAGAAGGAAAAGAUGGAGGAAAAAGAAGGAUCGAAGGAGAAAGGUUGGCCUGAUGGGUCUAGUGAUGAUCUUCGUGGUACAACUUGGAGAGGAGUGGACAUUUUGAGAGGAAGCCCAUCCUAUACCCAAACAAGCUUGGGCCUUCUGACCACGGUGUCUGUUGUCCAAGAGCAGCCAAAGGCUUUGAGGGAUAGUCCAAAUGUAGAAGCUGCUCAUCUUGCGAGACCUGUAUAUAGCUUGCCUGUUGAGACCAAGGGAUUCCUGCAAGGCAUGCCCCAAGGAAGUGGAGAAAAACCUGGACCACUUCAGCCAUAUCCUGGAUCUGCUGAUAACAAGUCAAAGGAUGAGUCUCAAUCACUUUUACGGGUAGGAAAUUCUGUUUUUGUUUAUAUACUUCUGGGAAAUUCAUUCCUUCCUUCCUUCCUUCCUUCCUUCCUUCCUUCCUUCCUUCCUUCCUUCCUUCCUUCCUUCCUUCCUUCCUUCCUUCCACAUUUUUGAUGUUUGCUUUUCAAA